Lachnellula hyalina is the source of this 759-nucleotide messenger RNA. It is a transcript of the gene lamB, whose product is annotated as Lactam utilization protein. The record is from RefSeq and is a predicted model, not a curated record. The coding region runs from base 1 to 759 and encodes 252 amino acids. Gene Ontology annotation, biological process: carbohydrate metabolic process. The transcript has 2 exons. Lineage: Eukaryota; Fungi; Ascomycota; Leotiomycetes; Helotiales; Lachnaceae.
AUGGCAGGACUUGUGGAGAAGAUCGAGAUCAAUUGCGAUAUGGGUGAAGGCUUUGGGCCCCGACGACGAACUCAUAAAAUACAUCGACGUAGCAAACAUCGCAUGCGGAUUCCACGCCGCGACCCAUCGCUCAUGCUCAAAACCGUGCGCAUGGCCAAAGCCCACAACGUGAAAGUGGGCGCCCAUCCCGGCCUAUUUGAUCUAUUCGGCUUCGGCCGCCGGAGGAUCGAAGUCGAUCCCGAAGACAUGUACGCGUCGAUACUAUACCAGGUCGGAGCACUCAAGGCAUUCCUAGACGCAGAAGACGUACCGCUGAACCACAUCAAACCGCACGGGGAGCUGUUCUUCUACAUGCAACGGGAUGCCGUGAUUAUGGAUGCCGUGCUACGCGCGGCGGCCGUGUAUAAAGUCCCCGUCUAUGCGUGCAAGAAUGCGACGCAGAAGCAGAUGUGUGCAAAGUACGGGCUGCCAUUUCAGGAGGAGCUGUAUGUGGAUAUUGAUUAUACGCCGGAUGGAGCGCUGGUGCCGGUUGCGAAGAGCAGGAUGGCUACGCCGGAACUGAUAUACGAGAGAAUCACGAAAUGUGCAGAGACUGAUGAGAGGGAUCACAAUGAAGGGGGGAUGUUCAAGGUAGGGUUUGCAGGGACUGCCUUUAGUAUCUGUCUUCACAGUGAUAUGCCUACUGCAUUGGAGAAUGCGAAGGCGGGAAGAAAGGCUGUGGAUGAGGCUAAUGCAAAGCUCUUCCCCGAGGCAAAGUAG